This is a messenger RNA of Anisakis simplex (herring worm), 237 nucleotides long. The record is from the annotation of a GenBank genome assembly. Lineage: Eukaryota; Metazoa; Nematoda; Chromadorea; Rhabditida; Anisakidae.
AUGAUGGAGAAGCAUGGGAUAGGCACUGACGCAUCCAUUCCAGUGCACAUCAACACGAUUUGUCAGAGAAAUUACGUGACGGUGGCGUCGGGACGGCGUCUGAUCCCAACAAAGCUUGGAAUAGCUUUGGUUCAUGGCUAUUGGAAGGUGGAUCCCGAGUUGGUAUUACCAACAAUGCGAUCUGAGGUUGAGGCACAGCUGAACCUGAUCGCGAAGGGACAGGCCGAUUUCUUUGAG